AAGAAACUCUGCCUGCGCUGACCCCAUCACCUUAACCGCAUUUGCUUUUGACCUCUGCCACACCCGACCAAUCAUGAAUAUCCUCGAUAUUCUUCAGGAAUGACUGCGGCUGUAUCAAGGGGAUAGACGGUUGACUCCAACUGGACCUCGUCAACGGCUCGCUGCAAGUUGCAAGAUCUCGACUUCAACACUUUGCAUCCUGUCGACCUUUGAAGCCGUUGCUGCAUUUACCCCGGAUCAAUGUUGUGUGUGGUCGCACUCCAACUUUCACAUCCAGACGUCCCCUCUCAAUUUCUCUCGCCCCUACCAAGCACAUGCCGUAAACACAAAGUUCAAGGACAAAGCUCAACAUAGACUCACCUAGUCCCUUCGAGGCCCGUCCCUUCAUUCAUCCCUCGAACCCUGGUUCUCGCCUGGUGGUCAUAGAGCCUCACCUCUCUCAAUUCUACUGCGUUCCGAACAUUUGUCGAGUAUACGGAGUACGUAUACACUGCACUGUCCCUCACUCAAGUGGGAACUCUCAGGUGGGUACGGGCACCGGGGCGAUGGAUCUGGCGAGAAAUUUUAUGGCCAACAUUGUUUACUAAAGCGUCAAGACUAACACAUGUUCUUUGCACAGUAGUCAACGCCGUCAUUGGGAAAUUCCGAACACUGUCCUAAUUCGAUCCUCUUCUGCUCUGUCGGGCCAUACUCACCUCAACCCCCCUCCAGUUCACGAUAGACCUGCUUAGACGGAACAGCCGUGAUCAAGAGGAAGACAUUGUCAAAAAGCCUGUUGAAUCAUUGCUGUAUAAAUCAAUUUUCGUGUAUCAAAAAUGCUGGAGACUUAAAGGCCUGUCCUGGGGACACAAUAUCCUGCACAUUUUUUUACGACCCACCAACAUCCUGUCUCCAGGAGAUAAGACAUACACUGCUACUGAGAAGGAUCCAUUCAAAGCAGGAUCAGGAACAUCGCCGUACAAAUACAUGAGUCCUCUUCAUCUCGCCUCCAACCAGGACACACAGCGUGCAUGAUGGCUUCAAACCAGAGGCCGGUGAUGGGGCCGCCGGAAACACCAAGUCGCUUUCUCCAGCAGUCUCCAAACCUCUUCCCAAGCUUACAGUUCUCGCCCGACUUGUAUGCCCAUCAAUUCCCUUCAGGUCCUGCAACGGCCCCAAUAUAUCCUCAGCAACGUCUCUUUUGGGACUCUUCCACCAUGCCAUUCGAAGAACCUACGCUUCCUCUACAAUAUCAGGACCCUUUCCAGAUGAGCCCUGCGAGUUUCAGCUCCUCGUUUGCCUCAUCGUCCACGGUUGUGCCGACCUUCUCCCAGCCGGAUACAUACUUCGACGACCAGGCCCUCGACUUACCUAACAUGCCCCGAGCACCUAGCUUCACCCAUGUUGACCACUCAGGAUAUCCUGCUCCAUUCACUACGUCCCCUCGCGUACCUCCGCCGCAGAUGGAAAACCCAAGCAUGUUCCUCAGCUCCCCAGCACGUCGAUUCGGUGGGCCUGACCAAACAUUUGGUAGACCCGGGCACCAUGCCGUUGUUGACCGACCCGCCUAUUCCCACCAGAAGGAAGAGUCUCGGCGAGAGCUGGAGAUGAAGAGACUUCGCAGGAUGGAUGUGAAGCAGCCGUCCAUCACACGGUCUGUGAUGGAAGCUCUCAAACGGCCAGUCUCUCCCAAGAGGGACAGUAGACCCGGACUGAAGAGAAGCUUGACCCACACCGGCGUUCGUGGCGACCGCUCGUUGAAGUUGCAGACUCAGACACCCAAUGGACGACGCUCUCCUAUGCCCGGAGAAGCGAGUCGAAGCUUUCUCCCGGGAAAGUCUUCCCCUCUCAAGAGCACAGCAGACCCAAUCUCACGCACCCUUGCUACGAGCCGGAAUGCCAACACUAAACGAGGCUCUUUGGCGCUGGCGAUUGAUGAGAAUGGCGUGGCCAAAACUGUGCUGACGGAAAGUCAGGCCGGCCCUGAUUUUGACGAUGCCAUCAGCAGUACCAGUGAAUCUUUUGAUGAGGCAGACUUCCACAUGAUUCACAGCCAGCACAACUCAUUUGCUUUCCAUGAAGGUGAAGCUGUUGGAGGGCCCAAUUACACUUUGAACCAGCGAGCAUACAACCAUUCGAAGAACAGCUCAUAUUCGACCAUGGAAUCGACAGCGUCGGCGAGACAAUCGCACAACAGCUCACAGUCGAGCUAUGCGAACGGGGUUCAAGGCGACUUUCCUUCCAAUCGCCGGAAGCGACCGUUGCCCAGUCGAUCGAUGCAGGAUGAUGUCUUGAUGGAAGAUGAACCUUUUCAAGGCAACGCCCAAGCAGCGUUGCGGGCCAUCAUUCAGGACCGCUCUCGCGGCAUGGCCGUGAGCGAGAGCGCCAUUUACCCGCAGCUGCAUUCGUCUCCACCACUGGUUCAGAGCCAGUAUGCAACGUAUCAAGGCUCGCCUACCACGAUAACAGAUCCGGACCUAGCCACCCCGAGCACGGAUCGAGAUAGCAUUGCAAGCAACAUGAGCACACGGUGCGUGUGUCACAGCACGCACUUCGAUGGUCAAGUGCCUGUGAUUCAAUGUGAUUCUUGUUCCAAAUGGCUCCAUCUUUCGUGCGUAGGCAUCGACCACCGUCGCCUCCCAGAAGUGUACAUUUGCAUCUAUUGUUCACAGACGCCGACAUCGAUGCGACUGACCAACGGCCACGGACGUACAGGCGAGUCGAUGAAGCCAGGGCUUCGAGCUUCGGUCUUGCCCAACACGGCAAGUCCGCUUGCUCACAAGUCAGCCAAAAGAUAUCGAUGAAUGUGGCAAGCACGGUUAUUGUUUUGUCGCUCACACUCGACAAUGUCCCAACACUCUUCCCGUUCACACGCCCUGUUACAAAUAUACACUGUUUUGAACACUUUUCUGAAGCGAAUUUAGCGUUGCUUGUCUUGUUUGUGUAGGUGGACGAACAAUUGGCAGGACUGACUCAUUUGUUCUACGUGCAUGCAUGGGCAACCAUGCCAAGGGGGCUCUUCCUCAUACUUGUUAUUGUAAUGCAUCAUUGCUUGGGAGGCUAGUGGGACAGUUAGGAAAGGCAUGGUCCCCGAUUUCAACAUGUCGAGAUUGUCAUAGCAUACUGUAACGAUGAAUAAGAUUCCUCUUUAGAG
Molecule: messenger RNA, 3133 nt
Organism: Exophiala mesophila
Lineage: Eukaryota; Fungi; Ascomycota; Eurotiomycetes; Chaetothyriales; Herpotrichiellaceae
Exons: 2
Coding region: 1011-2783 (590 amino acids)
Source: RefSeq, a predicted model, not a curated record